CCUGCCGAGGCUGGGCGCUGGGGGCAGGGAAGAAAAGGAGCUGAUCUGAACGCUGAAAACAGCGUACUCCGUGCCUGCGUCUUGUGAAUGACAGUCGGGACGUGACGGAUUGAUCACAAAGGCGAAAUGUUGGGCAUGAUAAAGAACUCCCUGUUUGGGAACGUGGAGAAUUGGCCCUGGGAGGUCCUGAGCAAGGGAGGGAAGGAAGAGAUGACCUAUGAAGAAAGGGCCUGUGAAGGUGGAAAGUUUGCUACUGUGGAAGUGACCGAUAAGCCCCUUGAUGAAGCCUUAAAGGAAGCCAUGCCAAAAAUUUUGAAGUAUGUUGGAGGCUUGAAUGACAAAGGAGUUGGGAUGGGGAUGACUUCCCCUAUAUCUUUUGCUGUAUUCCCUCAUGAGGAUGGCACUCUGCAGAAGAAAAUUAAAGUCUGGUUCCGGAUUCCAAACCAAUUUCAAGCUGAUACUCCAAUUCCGAAUGAUAAAAGCAUUGGGUUGGAAGAAAGGGAAAGCAUGACUGUCUAUUCCACGCUGUUUGGUGGUUAUGCUAAAGAAGCCGAUUAUGUGUCUCAUGCAGCCCAGCUACGCUCAGUCCUGGAAGGAACAGCAAACUACCAGACUGAUUUCUACUUCUGUGCUGGAUAUGACCCUCCCAUGAAGCCUUAUGGAAGACGUAAUGAAGUCUGGCUGGUAAAAAAGUGAGUCAAUGACUCACUAGACUCCAGUCUUCCAGGAAAUGGGUUUUUUAAGUUAGUUUAAUGGUUGUAAUUUCUACUGGAGAUUAAACUUUGAAAGGGGAAUGGAGAUACAGAACAUAACUUUCUGCCAAGUCAGUACAAUAUUGUAUUCUUCCAGGUCUUUGGGGCUUGGUUUUUAUUUUUUGUUUUUGAGAUUUCCUUUCUCUGGGUGGGACAUUGUACAACUAAAAUAAAUUGCAUUCCUGUGAUAUCACAUUGCCAUGUCUAUAAUAGGCACUUAAUAAAUGUUUGUUACUGAAUUGAA
Antechinus flavipes (yellow-footed antechinus) is the source of this 996-nucleotide messenger RNA. It is a transcript of the gene HEBP1, whose product is annotated as heme binding protein 1. The coding region runs from base 127 to 696 and encodes 189 amino acids. The record is from RefSeq and is a predicted model, not a curated record. NCBI's taxonomy places the organism in Eukaryota, Metazoa, Chordata, Mammalia, Dasyuromorphia, Dasyuridae. The transcript is spliced from 4 exons.